This is a messenger RNA of Aphidius gifuensis, 1892 nucleotides long. RefSeq names its product F-box/LRR-repeat protein 7-like (gene Fbxl7). Gene Ontology annotation, cellular component: SCF ubiquitin ligase complex. The record is from RefSeq and is a predicted model, not a curated record. Gene Ontology annotation, biological process: SCF-dependent proteasomal ubiquitin-dependent protein catabolic process. NCBI's taxonomy places the organism in Eukaryota, Metazoa, Arthropoda, Insecta, Hymenoptera, Braconidae. Gene Ontology annotation, molecular function: protein binding. Bases 129 to 1463 code for a protein of 444 amino acids. The transcript has 3 exons.
CUGGUAUUUUAUUGAUUUGGAAUUUUUUAAAGAUCAAGAUGGUGGUGAUUGUGAUGAAAUAUUUUCAUUAUAAUGUCAUGCAUUGGCUGUGAUUAUUAUACAUCAAGUUAUUCAAUUAAAAUAAUGGAAUGGAUAGUCCAUGCUCACUAUUGUUGUCAUCUUUCGGUGAUCAGAGCCCCACUGAUAGAGUAAUUAAUCAUCAACUUCAAAAGCUCUCACUUUAUUCACCUGAUUCAAUUGAUCUUGGUUAUCAUACUCUUGAUAAUAAUACUAAUAAUCCUUAUCGUUCAUCAUCAUCACCAUGUUCAUCAAAUUUACAUUCAACAAGACAACAAUAUCAACAUAAAAAACAACAACAUUAUCAUCAUCAUCAUCAUCAUGUUGGUCUACUGCAGCUAGAUGACAAUAUAUUAUUAAAAAUAUUUAGUUGGCUAAGUACAAGAGAACGUUGUAGAUUAUCACAAACAUGUCAUAGAUUAUGGGAAAUUGCUUGGCAUCCAUCAUUAUGGCGUGAUAUUGAAAUUAAAACUCAUAAUCCAAUAAUUGCAUUAAAAUCAAUUGCAAUACGUGGUUGUCAUACAUAUAUUAAACGACUUAAUAUUGAAGGAACAACAAAUUUUACAAAUAUAUUUACAUUACUUAAAUUUACAAGUUUAACAUCAUUAAUAUUACGAAAUUCACGUAAAUUAAAUGACAAUGAUAUUACAACAAUACUUGAUAAUUGUCAAUAUUUAAAAGAACUUGAUUUAACUGGUUGUAUUUAUGUUACAAGAGUAUAUUCACAAAUUGGUACAACAAUAUUAGAAUCACUUGAUUUAAGUGAUUGUCAUUGUGUUGAUGAUUCUGGUCUUGUUAUGACAUUAUCAAAAACACCAAAUUUAGAAUUUUUAUAUCUACGAAGAUGUAUUAAAAUAACUGAUGCAAGUCUUGUUUCUGUUGCAUCUUAUUGUUGUUCAAUGAGACAAUUAUCUGUUUCUGAUUGUAAUAAAAUUACUGAUUUUGGUAUUAGAGAACUUGCUGCUAGACUUGGUCCAUCAUUGAGAUAUUUAUCAGUUGGUAAAUGUGAUCGUGUUUCUGAUGCUGGACUGUUAGUUGUUGCUAGACAUUGUUAUAAAUUAAGAUAUUUAAAUGCACGUGGUUGUGAAGCAUUAAGUGAUACAGCAACAGUUGCACUUACAAGAGGUUGUCCAAGAUUACGUGCAUUGGAUAUUGGUAAAUGUGAUGUUGGUGAUGUUACACUUGAGGCAUUGUCAACUGGUUGUCCAAAUUUAAAAAAAUUAUCAAUUUGUGGAUGUGAUCGGGUUACUGAUACUGGACUUGAGUCAAUUGCUUAUUAUAUCAGAGGAUUGAGACAACUUAACAUUGGUGAAUGUCCAAGAAUUACUAAAAUUGGAUACAGAGCUGUUAAAAGUUAUUGUCGUCGUUGUGUUAUUGAACACACAAAUCCAGGAUUUUCAAGCUGACAAUUAUUUCCAAUAAUUAAAUAGUUUUUAUUUAACAUUUUUUUUUUAUUACAAUUUAUGAUUUUUUUAAAUAGAAAGUAAUUUAAUUUUUUCUAAUCAAAUUGAAAUUAUAAAUUAAUUUAUUGAUAAAUUAUUUUUUUUUAUUUUUUAUACUAAAAAAAAUUAAUAACUAUAUAUUUAGUAGUUAUUUUAAAAGAAAAAAAAAAGUUAUCUACAUUUAGAAAAAUUUUUAUAAAUAAUUAUAAUGUUUAAUAUUUUUAUAAUCAAAAUUUUUCUUGUAACAAUGUUUAUUUUUUUCAAUUAGGUAAAAUAAUUGAUUAUUAGCAAAAUGUUAAAAAUUUUAAGUAGACAUUUAUUGAUAAUAUUAUUAUUGUGAAAUAGUUGAAUAAAAAAUUUAUUAAAGUUGAUUAUUUAAUAAUUAUUUUUGAA